AUGAGUAUCCGUAAUGAUAAUACAUCCGGUGACUAUAUGGUGCCAGACCAGUCUUCGAACAAUUAUGUGCACAAAAGAGACUUAAGAGUCGAGGAAGAAAUGAAGCCAUUGGAUGACAUGAAUGGAAAGGGAGUUGUGGCCGGGGAUGGUGAAGUACAUCUAAGGAAGUCGUUCUCUCUAUGGUCCAUCCUUGGUGUCGGGUUUGGGUUGACUAAUUCAUGGUUCGGUAUUUCUACGUCAAUGGUCGCGGGCAUAUCUUCUGGUGGGCCCAUGAUGAUUGUUUACGGUAUAAUUAUUGUUGCACUGAUAUCUAUUUGUAUUGGUACUUCUCUGGGGGAACUAUCGUCUGCGUAUCCUCACGCCGGCGGUCAGUUUUGGUGGUCCUUGAAGCUAGCCCCUCCUAAGUAUAAAAGAUUUGCAGCCUUCAUGUGUGGUUCCUUUGCCUAUGCUGGGUCUGUGUUCACGAGUGCGUCAACUACGUUGGCUGUUGCUACCGAAGUUGUUGGUAUGUAUGCGUUGAUGCACUCUGAAUUUACUCCCAAAAGAUGGCAUAUAUUCGUUUGUUUUGAAUUGUUGCAUUUGUUUCUGAUGUUUUUUAACUGUUAUGGUAAGUCCUUACCCAUUAUUUCAUCUUCAUCCCUUUACAUAUCACUUUUAUCCUUUUUCACAAUCACAAUAACUGUCUUAGCAUGUUCCCACGGGAAGUUCAACGAUAGUAAGUUCGUUUUUGCUACAUUUUAUAACGAAACUGGUUGGAAAAAUGGUGGUAUUGCCUUCAUUGUUGGUCUGAUUAACCCAGCUUGGUCGUUUUCGUGUCUUGACUGUGCUACUCAUAUGGCUUUUGAGGUUGAAAAACCGGAAAGAGUUAUUCCUAUUGCUAUUAUGGGCACUAUUGCCAUCGGCUUCGUCACUUCCUUCUGUUAUGUCAUUGCAAUGUUUUUCUCCAUCAAAGAUCUGGACGGUAUCUUGUCAUCCACUACAGGUGCCCCAAUCUUGGACAUUUACAAUCAAGCCUUGGGUAAUAAAUCUGGUGCGAUUUUCCUUGGUUGCUUGAUUUUAUUUACUUCCUUCGGUUGUGUCAUUGCCUGUCACACUUGGCAAGCAAGAUUAUGUUGGUCGUUUUCCAGGGACAACGGCCUGCCAUUAUCACGUUUAUGGUCGCAAGUUAACCCACACACUGGUGUACCUUUAAACGCUCAUUUAAUGUCGUGCGCAUGGAUAUCACUUAUUGGUCUACUUUACUUGGCUUCUAGUACAGCUUUUCAGUCUCUAAUUACUGGUUGUAUUGCGUUUUUAUUGUUAUCUUACAUCAUUCCGGUUGUAUGUUUACUCAAUAAAAAGCGUGACAUAGCACAUGGACCAUUCUGGCUUGGUAAAUUUGGAUUUUUCUCAAAUAUUGUUCUUUUGGGUUGGACUCUCUUCGCUGUGGUAUUUUUUUCCUUCCCACCAGUUUUACCUGUAACAAAAGAUAAUAUGAAUUACGUUUGUGUUGUUAUUGUUGGUUAUACUGCGUAUUCGAUUUUGUACUGGAAAUAUAAAGGUAAGAAGGAAUUUCACGCCGUAGAAGAAUCCGAGAUUGAUCAGACAGACUUUGCUAAUCAUUUUGAUACUAUUGAAGAUAGUCGAGAAUUUUCUCUUGCAGCCUCUGAUAUUGAAGUAGAAAACGAACACGUUCCGUGGGGUAAGAAGUAG
Molecule: messenger RNA, 1692 nt
Organism: Saccharomyces mikatae IFO 1815
Lineage: Eukaryota; Fungi; Ascomycota; Saccharomycetes; Saccharomycetales; Saccharomycetaceae
Gene: HNM1
Product: Hnm1p
Exons: 1
Coding region: 1-1692 (563 amino acids)
Biological process (GO): transmembrane transport; amino acid transport
Cellular component (GO): membrane
Molecular function (GO): transmembrane transporter activity
Source: RefSeq, a predicted model, not a curated record